UACUGCAGGUUUGGCGGCGCGUGAGACGUUGGGUGCAACCGGCGGAGCCCUGCACACGGAGCUUGACACGGGGUGUCAGGCGGGGGGCUGAGAAACAUUUCACAUUAGCUAACUAGCUCUAGACAGCUAGUAAUUCAUUAUCUUUCUGCCAGCAGAACUACACAAUGAGGUUGAAAGUUGGCUUUAUCCUUCGAAGUGUAUUGGUAAUCGGUACAUUUUUGGGGCUGGUUUUGCUUUGGUCUUCUCUAUCUCCAAAGCCAGGCGACGAUAACCCGUUUGCCAAACUGGAGGCAAGACAUGUGCAAAACCUCCCACCGAACGUUGACAAUGACGUAGUGGACCAGUUCAAGCCUGUUGUCCCGUGGCCCCACGUCGAAGGUCUAGAGGUGGAUCUAGAGUCUAUCCGUCAGAGACGUGUGGCUGACAGACUGAACCCCAAGUUCAGGGCCCAGGACCAGCAGAACAUCAUUCAGAAGCAGUAUGUUACAUUCAAGCCCCAAACCAACGUGUACUCUGACCCAGUGCUGCGGAGAGGGACCCUGGGUAACUUUGAGCCCAAGGAGCCUGAGCCCGCUGGGGUCCCUGGUGGUCCAGGUGAGGGCAGCAAGCCGUUCGUGCUGGGGGCCGAGUACAAAGAUGCAGCCCAGGCCAGUAUUAAAGAGUUUGGCUUCAACAUGGUGGCCAGUGACAUGAUCUCACUGGACAGAACAGUCAGUGACCUGCGCCAUGAAGAGUGUAAGUACUGGCAGUAUGACGAAAACCUGCUAACCUCCAGCGUGGUCAUUGUGUUCCACAACGAGGGCUGGUCUACCCUGAUGAGGACUGUGCACAGUGUCAUCAAGAGGACCCCCAGCAGGUACCUGGCAGAGAUCGUCAUGAUCGACGACUUCAGCAACAAAGUUCACCUGAAAGAGAGACUAGAGGAGUACAUAAAGCAGUGGAAUGGCCUGGUCAAGCUAUUUCGCAAUGAGAAGAGAGAAGGCCUGAUCCAGGCCAGGAGUAUAGGAGCACGCAGAGCCACUCUGGGGCAGGUGUUGAUCUACCUGGAUGCCCACUGUGAAGUAGGGGUGAACUGGUACGCCCCACUGGUGGCCCCUAUAUCCAAGGACCGUACGGUUUGCACAGUGCCUCUGAUAGAUUACAUAGACGGCAAUGAUUAUACGAUCGAGCCCCAACAGGGCGGCGACGAGGAUGGCCUGGCGCGCGGCGCCUGGGACUGGGGUCUGCUGUGGAAGAGAGUCCCUCUGAACAGCAGGGAGAAGGCCAAGAGAAAGCAUAAGACCGAACCCUAUCGGUCUCCUGCAAUGGCUGGUGGACUGUUUGCUAUAGAGAGAGAUUUCUUCUUUGAGCUGGGCCUGUAUGAUCCUGGCCUGCAGAUCUGGGGGGGAGAGAAUUUUGAGAUAUCUUACAAGAUAUGGCAGUGUGGGGGCCAGCUGCUGUUUGUUCCCUGCUCUCGCGUAGGCCACAUCUACCGCUUGCAGGGCUGGCAGGGAAACCCACCCCCUGCUCACGUAGGCUCCUCCCCAACACUUAAGAACUAUGUCCGUGUGGUGGAGGUCUGGUGGGAUGAGUAUAAGCAUUACUUUUACGCCAGCCGGCCCGAGACUCUUACUCUGGCCUACGGUGACAUCAGUGCUCUGAAGAAGUUCAGGGAGGAGCACCGCUGCAAGAGUUUCAAAUGGUUCAUGGAGGAGAUCGCCUACGAUAUCCCCAUUCACUACCCGCUGCCACCCAAGAACGUGGACUGGGGAGAGAUCCGUGGGUUCGAGACCAGUUACUGCAUAGACAGCAUGGGCCACACAAACGGUGGCAGUGUGGAGAUCGGGCCCUGCCACAGAAUGGGAGGGAAUCAGCUGUUCAGAGUGAAUGAAGCGAACCAGCUUAUGCAGUAUGACCAGUGCCUGACCAAGGGCUCGGAUGACAAUUCUGUCAUCAUCACACACUGCAAUAUGAACGAAUAUGCUGAGUGGAAAUACUUUAAGGAUCUCCAUCGGUUUACACACAUCCCAACUGGGAAAUGUUUAGAUCGGUCAGAUGUCUUGCACAAGGUUUUCCUCUCUGACUGUGAUAACAACAAGAGCACUCAAAAAUGGGAAAUGAACAAUAUUGUGGCAGUCUGAAUCCAAGAACGAUGACAUGCACUUAAAGGGGGAAAAACAACACAACACUGUUCACUGCAGCACCAGGCAUUAAUGGUGUAAAUACGUGUGAUGGAAAGGUUCUGCACUUUCAGUCUUCAGCAGUGCGUCAGAGCUCAUAUCAUGACCUCAACUUUAUUUUAUUUUUGCUCCGUUGUAUAGGGUUUUUACAUGGAUUCCUCCUGCUCUCCAUGCUGCUAAGGGCUGUGCUUUGGGAAUUUGCUUGAAGGUCUUUUUGACUCCACCAUUAUUUAUGGGAAGACGCAAAGAAAUGAAAGAUGCAAUACCACUGUUUUAACUCAUAACUGCUACAUUUUAAAUGUUUUAGUCUUAUUUUCUUUCAAGACAUAUGGAUUGUUUACCACCCAAUGGGAAAUGUUUUUGUUGGUUUUAUUUUUUUUAUAUAACGACACUGGAUGCUUAUUUGCAAGGAUUUCCUGCUCUCAUAUUCUGAUCUUUGACAGUGAAAUUUCAAAAGCUGGAAGCUGCAUUUUCAUAGAAUGUGAGGAAAUCAAUGGGGCUGCGUACAGCAGGGAAAGGGAUAUAUGGCAAGGGUAAUGGAAAUAAAGGGGUUUGUUUUUUCUAUUGCAUUGAUGUCUGGUAAAUGGAAUGUUUACUUGUGUAUAUGGAUCCUGAUGAUUUAAAACUAAUAGAUAUCAUUGGACAAGUAUUGUCAGCAGCCAAAUAACAGGUAUUUUAAUGGUCACAGGUUUCUCUAUCAUGAGCAAAAAAUAACUACAGUGUAUGCUAUUUUUUGUACAAUGUAAAUAUGCAUUUUUAAAGUAACAUUUUGAGAUACAGUAAGACUCCUUAUGAAGGUGUAAAUAUCUAACAGUGAUUGAUGGUUUUCCCAAGGGAAUAAAUUAAAUCUUUUUACCAAUUUA
Molecule: messenger RNA, 3022 nt
Organism: Electrophorus electricus (electric eel)
Lineage: Eukaryota; Metazoa; Chordata; Actinopteri; Gymnotiformes; Gymnotidae
Gene: galnt7
Product: UDP-N-acetyl-alpha-D-galactosamine: polypeptide N-acetylgalactosaminyltransferase 7
Biological process (GO): protein O-linked glycosylation
Cellular component (GO): Golgi apparatus
Molecular function (GO): polypeptide N-acetylgalactosaminyltransferase activity
Source: RefSeq, a predicted model, not a curated record